Messenger RNA from Necator americanus (New World hookworm), 1164 nucleotides. RefSeq lists its product as uncharacterized. The record is from RefSeq and is a predicted model, not a curated record. Lineage: Eukaryota; Metazoa; Nematoda; Chromadorea; Rhabditida; Ancylostomatidae. Bases 1 to 1164 code for a protein of 387 amino acids. The transcript has 7 exons.
AUGAUUCGCGCUAUAGUAUUACUAGAAUCUGAUUUGUACACAUUGGUGCGGAGGCUUUCACAGCAAGAACAAUAUGGAAAUGUAGAAUUUUUCAAUAUAUUAACAAGGUAUCGAUUAGAUUCAACAGAAAUAGCGCAAGAAUACGAUUUUCUAUUGUUUAAUGACGGGUUCGGAAGUAUAAAUGACCUCAAGGAUGUUAGUUGGAUGAUCUAUACCAUAACAGAUCGAUACGUGUAUUUUGUUCGAGUUCCGGCCGGGAUAAAUUUACUGGAUGUUCAUGUGCCGCGACUCCCACCUCUUCUGUAUUCGUCAUGCGAUCGCGUUGCUCGCAUGGAUAUUAGCAGAUUCAUGGACGAAGUGCGAUCAUCUGUAGCUCCUUCCAGAGGACGAGUUGUCAUGUUGCACAGUUCACCUUGUUGUGGUGGAAGUAUGCUUGCCAGAUUGUUGAGUUCAAUUGAUCCAGAACGAAAACAGCUGAUUGUACACAAUGAACCACCGGCGCUGACCGCACUUUCUGUACUGCUCAGCACUGUUUCUAUCGAAACAAUGCGAUUAAUUACGUAUACGGCGCUACGGUUCACAGUACAACAUAUCGAACGGGAUCAGGUCCUUGUGAUGAAGACCAGGUCCUGUUGUGCAAAGAUCGUCCCUUAUGUGCAUGGGGCUUCUCCGUCUAUUCAGCAUAUGUACAUCACUUCAAGAGAUCCAACUGUUGGCAUUCCUCGGCUAAUUGCAGCGACAUCCGAGAAUUUUCCAGUUUUUGAAAUGGUUUGCAGUCUGCUCGGUUACUCGCCGACACUUUGCGAUUUCUUUUCCAGUUGGCGACUUGUCGAGCCAGAAAUGGUUCGAAAAAUCGGGCCAACUGCACCGUUUGAGUUCGCUUUGGCUCAAGUAAUGGGUUGUACCAUAAGUUAUCAAAGAUGUUUGAAAUACUAUGCCCUGGAGACAAUCUACUCCGAAGAUUUGAUGAGUGAUCCAAGUGCGAUGAUCCGUCCCGUGCUCGAAGUUUGCGGUUUGCCUCACUUUGCGCUGACAGACUGGACGGAAUGGAGACGAGCAGAGCAACAUGCGAUCCAAUCAAAACAAGUCACUCCUCUUAAUGAGACGCAACGUUUACGGUUAAAACUGCUGAUCGAAUAUCUACAGCAAGACUGGUGUAGAUGA